AGACAACUUCAUUUUAAUUGCCUGAGUUUUAGUUAUACAUUUACCAGGCUUUGAUAGUAGUUCAGAAAUACACAGACAAAGGUUAGCUUUGGAUUUGGAAGUCUAGGAUUAAUACUUGUCUGUGCUGCAUUUUACUCUCGUUUAUUGUGCUCAGGAGUCUAAUAAGGACUGUAUGAGAUAGAGCUGUUUGUGUGAGUUGAAGAUCCAUCAUCUUUGGAGAUCUGGUAAGAUGGGCACAAAACCCGUUCUUGUAGUCCAUGGUGGAGCUUGGGCAAUACCAGAUGAGUUUGCUGAAAGAAGCAUCCUGGGAGUUAAAAAUGCAGUUAAGAAUGGCUUUGCAGUGCUGGAAAUGGGAGGAAGUUCAAUGAAGGCUGUUGAAAUUGCUGUGCGGGCCUUAGAAGAUGAUGCUGUGUUUGAUGCAGGUCAUGGUGCUGUACUGAAUGCUGAUGGUUAUGUGGAACUUGAUGCAAUCAUCAUGAAUGGUAAAACUCUCGCUGCUGGCGCAGUCUCCUGCAUCAGGAACAUUUCUAAUCCGGUGACAUUUGCUUGUUCAGUCUUGGAAAAGACACCUUAUGUGAUGCUCACUGGAACAGGUGCUAACCAGUUUGCUGAGAAGCUAGGCAUACCUCAAGUGCCUGUAGAAGAGUUAGUAACAGACCAUGCCAAAGCUGAAUGGGAGCAAUACCGCAAAUACAAGCAGACUGUCAAAUCACUUUUUAACACAGAAUUGGUUCAUGACACAGUGGGUGCAGUUGCUAUAGACUGUGAAGGUAACAUGGCUUGUGCAACUUCAACUGGAGGCAUCACAAAUAAAAUGGUUGGACGUGUUGGUGACACCCCAGUCAUAGGUUCAGGUGGCUAUGCUGACAACCUUGUUGGUGCUGUCUCUGCAACUGGUCAUGGAGAGUCCAUCAUGAAAGUCACCCUUGCAAGGCUUAUCCUCUUUCAUAUGGAACAAGGAGAUCCAGGUUCAAAUUCCUGCCCUGGAGCAGGGACUCGUGCCUGGGUGUCUUGCUUCCCAGGUAAAACCCCAGAGGAAGCUGCAGAUUCUGCUCUUCACUAUAUGGAGAGGAGAGUCCAUGGACGGGGAGGAGUUAUAGUUGUCAGCAAAACUGGUGAAUGGACAGCACGAUUCACCACCAAGCGGAUGGCAUGGGCAGGCAUAAAGGAAGGUGUGUUAAUGUAUGGCCUAAAUCCAGGAGAAACAAUUCAAGAAAUAAUUAAACCCUCCAAAUAAACUUUUUUGGGGAGGGGAUUUUUACAGUGGAUGUUAUUAUUAGUUUGUGCUACAUGAUUCUUAAUGAAGGGUGUAUGUAUCUGGCAUCUUUGGAUUAACUUACUUCAUAUUCAAGAAGAUUCAUAAAACAUGACUUUAUUACCUUUAAUAAAGAUAGUUUUCCAAAGG
Messenger RNA from Malaclemys terrapin pileata, 1405 nucleotides. RefSeq names its product isoaspartyl peptidase/L-asparaginase-like. The coding region runs from base 230 to 1237 and encodes 335 amino acids. Gene Ontology annotation, molecular function: asparaginase activity. The transcript is spliced from 8 exons. The record is from RefSeq and is a predicted model, not a curated record. NCBI's taxonomy places the organism in Eukaryota, Metazoa, Chordata, Testudines, Emydidae.